Messenger RNA from Aspergillus puulaauensis, 6492 nucleotides. RefSeq lists its product as uncharacterized. NCBI's taxonomy places the organism in Eukaryota, Fungi, Ascomycota, Eurotiomycetes, Eurotiales, Aspergillaceae. The transcript is spliced from 9 exons. Gene Ontology annotation, molecular function: protein binding. Bases 1 to 6492 code for a protein of 2163 amino acids. The record is from RefSeq and is a predicted model, not a curated record.
AUGGCUCAGCUUGAUACGCCCGAAACCACGGACCUCUGGGCUGAGGCGAUUAGAGAACUGGAUGAAUCCGACAGAGCGCUGAUAUGGGGCCACGCCGCGAAUAAGUUGAACGUACUCGACGAUGUUCUUGAAAGUGCCAGGGAGAAGGAGAGACUGAGCAAGCAGAAGAGGUGGGUGUACAGGAAGAGAGACGGAACAAAAGGAGAACUACACGAUCUCUUUAACAGGGUCGUCGACAAGGUUGCGCAUUUCAAGAAACUGGGUGAUUCUAUCGCGGCGUUGGAUCCUACACAUCUGGCUAUCCCGUGGGCGGCAGUCGGGUUGGGGCUUCAGAUUGCUGUGAAUUACUUUGAGCACGACAGCCUUGCACAGGAAGGACUGCAGGUGUUGGUGGUGCUCGUUCCUCGAUACACCGUGUUUGAGAAUCUCUAUCUGGGAGACGACUCUCAGAUCAACAAAACGUUAAAGGCCGAAUUGGUUAGAAUGUACUCUCGGGCUUUGGUGUUUAUAGCAAAGCUGAAGACAUACUAUGAAAAGGGCAUAGGGAAGCGCGUAUUGAAGAGUGUUUGGACGCCGGUGCACCUAAAGCAGCUCAUUGACGAGGUUCGAUCGCAACAAACAGUCGUCGACGAUCUUGGACGCCUUGUCGAUGCUGAGCGCCAACGGGACGCCGCGAGUAGAACUCAAAGCCAGCUUAAAGACGCCAACAGCAGGCAGGUUACAUUGCGAAAGGCAUUAGAGGACUUCCAAGAUCCAAUACAAGAAAUACACGAUGGCAUGGUCGACCUCGUCAGGAACCUAAAGGUCCAGGAAGAGGCGCAAAUCCUCAAUUGGCUUUCUCGUGUCUCGUACGAUAAAUAUCACCAAAGCCUGCGGGUCAAUCGCAUGAAAGGCACCGGGCUGUGGGUAUUCGAUCAGCCUCAAUAUAAGCAUUGGAGGACGUCGGCAGAGUCGUCCGUUCUGUGGCUACACGGGCAACCGGGAACUGGGAAGAGCACGCUGAUGUCCUUGAUUCUUGACAGCGUCCGAGCGAACCAAGCAGCCCUCCAGGCAAGCCGGUUGGCUUAUAUAUACUGCUCCCGGAAUGCAGCCGCGCGAGAUGACGAGCCCGAGUCGUUGACACGCAAUAUAAUAAAACAACUAUCCCGCCCAGGACCUGGAAAGCCCCUUCGCGGGGCCGUGGUUCAGAAGUACCAGGAUAUGCAAGAACAGCGCUACGGGAUGGAAGUGCUGGCAUUCCCUGACACUAGGAAUUUGCUUAUGCAGAUGGUAGAGGAGGGGACUACAAUGAUCUUCGUGGACGCUGUUGACGAGUGCACCCCGGCGCAGCAGAAAGAGCUCUUUCAGAUCGUGCGAUGUCUGCUGGAGCCGCAUGACAGGCGGGCAGUCAAGAUACUGAUAUCCAGCAGACCAAGUCUCGAAAUAUCAACUCAGAUCAGAGCUCUCGACAACUCCUAUACCAUCGAUGCAGGACAGAAUAGGGGUGAUAUCGAGAGCUUCGCCCGGCUAAAGGCGAACGAAUGCGCAGAGGACAUGAAGCUGCGCAUGAUACCUGUUUCCAGCGAUUUUGAAGCUAGGCUGGCAAGGGCCCUCAUCGACGGUGCACAAGGAAUGUUUCUGUGGAUCAAGCUGCAAGCUGACUUGUUGAGCGACCCGACGCAAACCACAUUCGAAGAAGAUGCCCUGCGACGAGUCCGCGAGGCUCCGGAAGAACUAUCGGGAGUCUACUCUUCCAUCUAUAGCAGAAUACAGCAAGGAGGCAGGAAGAUGCGCGAGACCGCAGUCACAAUGAUCCACUGGCUGCUCUGCACCGCAGCGCCUUUGGGCCGUGGUGAACUGCGAGUGGCUCUAUCCAGGCACAUUGGCUCCGAUAUAUCAGAGGAAAUUAUCAUCCAGAGCUGUAUCAAUCUUGUCAUGGUUGAUAAUGACCUAAACACCUUCAGAUUCAUCCACACCUCUGUCAAGGACUUCUUCGAAGGCAAGGCCGAGUUCAGUAUAAAUAGCAGAAAUGCCACUGCUGCCGAUGUUUGCCUCCGGGAACUCACCCAGGCAGUGACAAUCCCCCCAUCUCUGUCUCUAAAGCGCGAGUCUCUAUACUGCUAUUCAAUCCUGUACUGGGUAUCUCACGUCGAGAAAGCCGGUCCCGAUCGGCCCUCCAUAACGAUCGAAGAUGCCAUACGAGAUCUAUGCCUUGCCGAUGGUGGGAUGCAGCCGUGGUUUACUCACUGGUUGGAAAAGCUGCAGCUUGUUUGUGAGAUCUUGGACUGGAACGACCCCUUCAAGGACAAGGUUCUGCAGGCACUCAGCUCACCCGAGACGUCGUUCUUUGCGGGUUGUGCUUUUGGCAUCGUCGAGGUUGUUGCACGGUACCGCCAGAUAGAGCCAGCGCUUUUUAGGGCCGAGAAUGCAAUGGGGGCAACGGGGCUACAUCUCGCAUGUCAAUAUGGCCACCUUGCCGUUGCGAAGGAGUUACUGAAUGGACGGGCUGAAGUUGAUGCAAAGGAUAAGUACGAAGAGUCCGCUCUGAUUCGGGCAUCCUGCGCUGGCCAUGAUGAUAUUGUCGAGUUCCUACUCAGCCAAGGGGCCAAUGCAAAGAUCCAAGGCAGGCGGUUUGGAACGGCUCUCCAGGCAGCAGCCCUACAUGGCCACCUGGGCAUUGUUCGGCGGCUAAUCAGGAGAGGUGUCGAUAUUGAGGCCGAAGGUGGCCAGUUCGGAACUGCGCUCCAGGCUGCAUCAGUCCGGGGCCAUCUGCAAGUGGUUAAAGAGCUUCUGGCUUCUGGUGCUGACAUUAAUGCCCCCGGGGGCGCCUACGAAACGAUCUAUGAGACGGCGCCCACUGCGGCCAUUGCCGAAGGAGUAAGGACGACGGUGAAAUACAUCUUGGACACACAGCAAGAGGCGAACUACAGAAGAUUUAGAUCAAGGGAGACCAGGGACGAGGACACCGUACAGUUAUCCUUGGACAGGACACUCGACAUGAAUCUCAAGAAGUCUGGCUUCGGCCCAGCCAUCCAUUCGGCGUCUCGCGCAGGGCAUAAGGAGGUCGUGGACGAACUGAUAUCGUCAAGGCUACUAGACGUGAACAGCGAAGGAGGUCGAUACGGCAGUUGUCUGCAAGCAGCUGCAGUGUCCGGGAGUGUUUCCAUUGCAGCUACGUUACUCAAGGCCGGCGCCGACGUGAAUAGCCAGAAUGGAACUUACGGGACGCCUCUCGCUGCAGCAUGCCGUCGGUCCCAUUACAGCCUUGCGGAAUUCCUAGUUGGUAACGGGGCUGGGGUCAACAUUGAAGCUGGGGCUUACGGUACGCCCCUCCAGGCCGCUGCUCGCUCGGGAAACUGUGACAUUGUGAGGUUGCUUUUGGAUAACGGUGCCAACCCAAACCUGGUGGCAGGCAUGUAUGCUACACCUCUGCAGGCUGCGGCACGCGACGGCUUCUUGGAAAUUAUCAAACUAUGCCUGGAUAGAGGCGCGGACACAAAUAUCGAAGGCGGUUCAUUCGGCACAGCGCUGCAGGCUGCAUCUGGUGCUGGCCAUCUGGACGCAGUGAAACCGCUACUGGAAAAUGGGGCCCAGGUUGGAAAUGCAUUGCAAGUCGCGUGUCUUGGAGGGCAUCGUGAUGUGGUGGAAUGCCUCCUCACGCAUGGUGCGAAUAUAGAGAGCGAUGCCAGGGGCUUCCGUACCCCAAUCGAGGCGGCAGCAGCUGGGAACCACCUCGAUUUGCUAUCGUUCCUCGUUCAGAAGAGUGAAGGUCUCGAAUACCCAAGGCAGGCUUUGAAUGCUGCCCUCGAGCGAGCUGCAGAGAGUGGGGAUGAACCAUUGACCAGAACCUUGCUGGAGCGCGGCGCAGAUCCACAAAACGGCAUGGAGUACGGAAUGUCGCAUCUGUGCAACAUGCUGAGUGAGACUAAAGGCAGAGCAAAUUCCCGCGCUUUGUACCAGUGUCCGCUAGAGCGUGCUGCGAGGAAUGGACACGAAAGCGUAUUCCAGCUGCUGCUGAGCAGGGUCAAUCGGUCGAACUCCUGCCCCGAAAUACCAUCUGCAUUGGAGUCUGCAGCUGAAUACGGACAUAUCAACAUCGUUCAGAUACUCCUACAUGACGAAAUUGGUCCGGAAGACCAGAGUGAUGCCCUAUCUGCCGCAACGAGAGGCGGCCACGACAACAUAGUGCGGCUUCUGGUGGGGAGUGGUGCUAGGGCCACCCCUGACACAGUAAUAGCAGCCUGCAGACAGGGCAAUCCAGAGAUCUUGAAUUUUCUUUUGACUGAAGCAGAGAGCUACUUGAGUGCGGAAACAACUGGGCCGGCUUUAUUGCAUGCGGCACUCCAAGGGAAUUGUGACAUGGUGGAGAUAUUGAUCCAGUAUGGCACAGAUGUUAAUGCGCUGACCAACUAUUCUGACUUCGAACCGUAUAUCUAUCACGGCUCUCUGAAGUCUCCAUCGCGGUCUCCGGGGGUUGAUGCUGCUGCUUCUGACCAUGACAGCCCUAGUCUGCGCGAGGAGCGUGAGGACAUCAGCCAAGGGGAAUCUGACUCCGAGUCCGCCGACAAUUUCUCUACUGAUCAUCUAUCGGAUUCCUCUUCUGAGAUAUCGAACACUGAGGGGCUCGAGCAUCAAGGGGCCAGUAAUGAAGAUAUAAACGAUGAUUUCGCCAAUCAAGAAACCAACACAGAGUCAGAGUCAGUUGACGAUGGAGACGCCGAGGACUCAGACGCUUCGGCGAGCUCUUUUGACUCUGUUGGCUAUUUCGUUCCUACCGAAAAAUCGCAGUAUCGGAAACCUGGUUCGCGGCUGGGGAUUACUGCAUUGCAUGGUGCUAUUUUCGCUGGGCACGAACCAGUUGCCAGAAUCCUCCUCGAGCAUAACGCCAGUUUUACAGUGAAGGGGCUACGAGUGCCCUUUGUAUUGCAGAUGGCCGCACUAUUUGGCCGCGUCAGCAUCGUCAAGACACUGGUAGAUAUGCGAGCUGGCGUUAAUGAAGUAUCUGGCAGAUACGGCACUGCACUUCAGGCCGCUGCCUUUGGGGGCUCCAAAGAGGUCGUACGAAUUUUGCUAGAAAGCAAUGCCGACGUCAACCAGGAGAGCGGCAGGUUUGGAACUGCGCUACAAGCAGCAGCGUCGCAGCGUCAUGAAGCAGUUGUCCAGCAUCUUCUGGACGCUGGAGCAGAUGUCCAGAGGGAGGGAGGAACCCCCAAGACUAAUCUAAGUGAGAGGGAAAGGAGGCUAGGGCUGGCCAGUAUCCAUACUCUGUUCGAACGGCAACCGUUACGCUGGCAAAAUGGACUGUUUGGAACGUCAUUGCAAGCAGCAGCCAACGCUGGCAGUGUCGAGAUUGUGCGGCUGUUGCUGGAUCGCGGUGCAGAUAUUGGCGUCACGGACGUAUACGGCCAGACGCCGCUGCAUCAUGCGGCAUGCCAGGGCCAUGAAGCUGUGGUGGCGCUGCUUCUGCAAAGAGGGGCCAAUCCAAACAGCGAAGACCGCCAGGGACGCAGCUCGAUCAUCAUGGCUGCCAGCAAUGGGUGGAAGUCGGUACUCGCGCGGCUUGGUGGAGCGGGUGCCAGCCCUAUAUCAACCAACAAGGCCUGCUCUCCAGCCCUGCACCAUGCUGCGUCUAACGGCCAUGUGACAGUUCUGGAGCAGCUGCUUGCACAGGGCUACGAUAUUGACCUGAAGAACCGGCGGGGCGAGACUCCAUUGAUGAUGGCAGCAGAAAAGGGGCGCACGUCCGCGGUGCGCUUUCUGCUCGACAAGGGCAGCGACUUCAAACGGAGAGACGACAAUGGAGAUACGGCCAUCGAAAGGGCAGUUCUCGAGGCUCGUAGCGCGGUUGUUAGGCUUUUUCUCGCGCGAGGGCUGGACCCAAACGAAAGGGACGACGACGGCCCAUGCCUCCUCCAUAUUGCCACAUCUAACAUUUAUGAUGACCGGAGAUUCUUCCGACCGGGGAGCGCUGAGCUCCAGGUUCUUUAUGCCCUCGCAAACCAUCCAGGUAUUCAACUUGAGCUGCGCGAUGGCGAAGGCGCAACUGCCUUGCAUCGCGCGGCUGGCAUGUGGAACCCAUGGAUGCUGGCAAUUCUGGUGGACAGCGGUGCCGAUAUCGAAGCUCGAGAUGCAGAGGGCCUGACUCCUCUACACUAUUGUGCAUGCAGUCCGCGCCAGACUCCUCCAACUCCCAUUGCGGCGCUUCAAUAUCUGGUUAGCAAAGGGGCAGAUAUAAACGCAAGAUCCAACAAUGGCGAGAACGUGCGGAUGCGGGCGCGCCGAUGUCUGGGUGAUAGCCGUCUAGAUGAAAAGACAGACCAAUAUCUUGCUGGCUUGGGGCUGCAACGUCCCAGCGAUGAGGCUGAUAGCUCAGAGGAUGAAAGGAGCUCCUCCAGCGCCGCCUCGGUAUCUGGAACUCCGCGACGGUUUAGCGACAGUGCCAUCAUAUCGAGGGGUGCCGCAGCAUUACAGAGAGCAGCGAUGAUGAAUAUCAAGACUCUGUUGAAUUCCUGA